AUGAAUUAUCAGUAUUUGCCUCAGCCUAGCCAAAAGUUAAAUAGUGGAUAAAUUAAAUAGUUUCAAAAUAGCCAACCUGUAGGAAGCAAUCACUAAAAUAGCUAUAUUUAGGAUUUAAAUUAAUGCAAAGAACAUCCAAAUGAGUUAAUAACUAAUUUUUGCAGCUGCUUAGAGUGCUUAAAGCCUCUUUGUCCAGAAUGUGUGACUAUCCAUAACCAACAGCAUAAAUAGCAAAGAACAUAUGCAGAAAUCGAAACCAUUCGUAGCGUUAAAUAAAGAUGCGAAACAAAGCUUCUAAGUGCUGUUAAUUUAUUAGAAUAGUAAAUAAAUAACUGCGAAAGAGCUCUUUCUGUUCCUGAAGGAUCUUUGGAUGAUAACAUUUAAAUGCUAAGACGUUAUAGGAAAAGAAUAGAUGAUGUGAUUGAUACACAUUUUAAGACAAUAGAAGAAUAAAUAGUACAAAAUAUGAAAGAGUUAAAAACAAGAAUAACAAAUUUCGAGCCUACGUUUGCUAAAAUGAAGCAAGUCAUUACAGAGUUUUAGAGUUUAUGUUAGCUUUUAAAUUCAAAUGAUUAUGUUGAUAUUGUUCAAAAAAUAUGUUAAAUGGAUGUAUAGCAUAUUAUAGCAAAGCACAAAGGAGAGAUAAAUAAAAUAGCCUCUUCAUUAAGUUAUGAGUGCUUACUCCCAAAAUUGGAUGACGCUCGCGUUUAUUAUCUCGUUGAGGAGUUAGAGAGAGUUGUAUCUGUUAGAGUUGCUGAUGUGUAAGAUUAGCUUUAGAUGAAUUAAUUUGCAUAGAACAGUACAUAGAAAUCUCCUUAAAAAUACUCUCCAUAGUAAAAUAUAUCUAUGAAGUAGUCCAACACAAAUUAUAAUCCUUAGCAAUAGCAAAUUUAUUAAAAUAAUAACAUAAGUAUAAACCAUUCAAAAUCAGGUUAGCAAUUUUAAAGUAUUCAAAAUGAUAACGAGUCUUAAAGAUAAUUUGUUUCAGCCAAUUAAUCGUAGCAGUAAAAGUACCAACAACAACAACAACUUUAAAAUUAAAUGAUUUAGAAUGAAAUUUUUCAAAUAACUGCUAACGAUUACUUUGAUAAGAAGUCUCUGAGAAAGUUCUUGCAUUUCUUUUAGAACGAUGACAAUAAAUUACAUUAUAUAGAUUUAACUGAGUUAGAUAAUUAUGAUUUAAAGGAAACGGCAAAAUCGAGUAAUCCUAGCAAUUUAUCUAGUAAAAGAGUGGCAGGGAUUGAUCAAAUUUAUAACAUUGUAACAAUUGAUCUUAAAAUAUCAUUUAGAAUACCUUCAUUCCACAAAUCUAUAGCUACUCCUAUUGGAGAGCUAUUUCUUACAGGAGGAACUAUACCUGAUGGUCAAAUGAAUAAGAGUGGCUGGAUUUACCAAUAUGAUUGGUAAAAUUAGAGUCUCAUAUAGCUUUCCAGCAUGAAUCAUCCUCGUAGUUCACAUGGUAUAGCAUAUUUAGCAGGUAAAAUUUAUGUCGUAGGAGGUUACGAACACAAACAUGUUAUGACUAAAAGAUGUGAAAGAUUUAAUCUAUUGACUAAAAAGUGGGAAAUGAUAUCUAAUUUGAACUACGCUGCAACAUCUUUGUCCUUGUGCAGCUUCAAUGGAAGGUAUCUCUUCAAAUUUGGAGGAAUAGGAGAAGGAUAUGACAAUCAUCUCCUUAGUCCAUAUAUAGAAAGGUAUGAUCAAUUAACAGAUUCUUGGGAGGUGAUUGAUCCUAAGCUAAGUUAAGUUCAUAAAUUGAAUAAGAUAGGAUUCAACUUUGGUCUGCUAAGUACAUCUGCCUCAAUAUAAAUAAACAAAACAGAUAUAUUUGUUUUUGGUGGUUAUCACGAAGAUAAUUCUGGAUCAAACUAAUCCUUUAUUUUAUAAGUUAUUGAUGAAGAUUAAAAUUAGAAUGAUGAAGAAGAAAAAGGUUACGAUGAUUAACAACAUUAAUACGAUUACUAGGGAUAGAAUUAAAUGUAUAAAAACGAGGUUUCUUCUUAGUAUUUUAUAAAAAACAUUAAUUCUAAGCUUCUCCCUAAUUCAGAAGCAUUUUGGAAUAACGUGCCAAUAAUCUUUAACAAAAAGGUGUAUGCUCUUUAAAACAUAGCAGGAGAAAAUUCAGAUAAUUGCCUUGAAAAUGAAAGAAAAAUAUUAGCUUUUAAUGAACGUGAAUGGAAAGCUCUAAAUUGA
Molecule: messenger RNA, 2193 nt
Organism: Tetrahymena thermophila SB210
Lineage: Eukaryota; Ciliophora; Oligohymenophorea; Hymenostomatida; Tetrahymenidae
Product: kelch motif protein
Exons: 3
Molecular function (GO): protein binding
Source: RefSeq, a predicted model, not a curated record